Apis laboriosa (Himalayan honeybee) is the source of this 1152-nucleotide messenger RNA. RefSeq names its product MOB kinase activator-like 3 (gene Mob3). Lineage: Eukaryota; Metazoa; Arthropoda; Insecta; Hymenoptera; Apidae. The record is from RefSeq and is a predicted model, not a curated record. Bases 117 to 821 code for a protein of 234 amino acids. Gene Ontology annotation, cellular component: cytoplasm; nucleus. Gene Ontology annotation, molecular function: protein kinase activator activity. The transcript is spliced from 6 exons. Gene Ontology annotation, biological process: signal transduction; positive regulation of protein phosphorylation.
UAUUUUUCAUUUAUUCAAGCAUAUGUAUGAAAUCUAAAGACGGAGUGAAUACUUUGUAAUACCGGUUAUUUCGCUUUUUGUAAAAGCGACAUAAGUUUUGUGAAUAUUUAAUCAUAAUGACUGCGUUAAGUGGUUUUAUGGAAUUUUUUCAAAAAGGAAAGACAUUUAGGCCAAAAAAGAAAUUUGCUCAUGGAACUUUAAGAUAUUCUUUGCAUAAACAAGCACAAGCUUCAUUGAAUUCAGGAAUUAAUUUAAGAUCUGUUGUAAAAUUACCUCCUGGAGAAGAUCUGAAUGAUUGGAUAGCUGUUCAUGUGGUAGAUUUUUUUAAUAGAAUAAAUUUAAUAUAUGGUACUGUUUCUGAAUAUUGUGACUCUGCAUCUUGUCCAACAAUGAGUGGUGGAGCUCGUUUUGAAUAUUUAUGGGCAGAUGGUGAAAAAUAUAAAAAACCUACUGCAUUACCAGCACCACAAUAUGUUAGUCUUCUUAUGGAUUGGAUUGAAGCUCAAAUUAAUAAUGAAACCAUUUUCCCUGUAUCAACAGAUGUACCAUUUCCAAAAACUUUUGUCCUACUAUGUAGAAAAAUUUUGACACGUUUGUUCAGAGUUUUUGUCCAUGUUUAUAUACAUCAUUUUGAUCGUAUUGUAGCAAUAGGAGCAGAAGCACAUGUGAAUACAUGUUAUAAGCAUUUUUAUUAUUUUGUAACAGAAUUUGAAUUAAUAAACACAAAAGAAUUAGAACCUUUAGCUGAAAUGACAGCUAAGGUUUGUAAGGAUACUGCAUCACCAACACAAACAACAGCACCAUCAAAUAAUGCCAGAUAGUGAUGAAUUUAAUAAAUGUGUAAAAUCAUAAUCAAAUUAGAAUGAGAUAAAUUUUUUCUAAUGUAAGUAAAAAAUUUGAGAAAUUUUUAAUUUAUUUUUUUUCGAAAAUAUUAUAAAAUUUUAUAUUUAGGAUGCCACAAAAUAUUACUUUUAUUACUAUUUACAAUAUCGAAGAAUUUCAUCAAGUGCUUUAUUGUAUAGUGCUUCUAAUCUUCUAUUGGGGAUAAUUUAUUAAUAUAAUUAUCUCUUUUUAGUUAGUCAUAAAUGUUAUUAAUAUAUUAUAUAUAUAACAAAUUAUAUAAUUAAAUUUUAAAAAUCCAUCCUUUUUAUG